Molecule: messenger RNA, 3038 nt
Organism: Podospora bellae-mahoneyi
Lineage: Eukaryota; Fungi; Ascomycota; Sordariomycetes; Sordariales; Podosporaceae
Gene: TFC1
Product: tau 95 subunit of transcription factor TFIIIC
Exons: 2
Coding region: 487-2910 (807 amino acids)
Biological process (GO): transcription initiation at RNA polymerase III promoter
Cellular component (GO): transcription factor TFIIIC complex
Molecular function (GO): RNA polymerase III type 2 promoter sequence-specific DNA binding; RNA polymerase III type 1 promoter sequence-specific DNA binding
Source: RefSeq, a predicted model, not a curated record
UGAAACUUUAAAAAGUUGAACGCAAUAGCUCCUCUAAUUAAGAGCAUGUUCACCUAACUCAUAGAUCUAGGUAACAUAUGUUGUAGAAGUGGGGCUACUGCUAUUGUCAUUCCUGCUCGUAGCCAACCCUAACAGAAGCUCAACCUUACCUCGUCAUUUUUCGUAAACAACACUCGAUCACAAUACCAACCAAACAAAUCACUUUCCUCGAGAAAAUUGCUUUUGGAGCUACAAAGAGAAUACACGACGAUCAAUGACGGAGAAUUGAUCCCCAUCGUAAUGUUGCCACCAGCCUAACCGUUGAGCUUCGCUCUAGCUUUGACUUGCAUUCAACAAGGCCGAAACAAAGCCCAUUCCCCACAGCCAACCCUGCCGCUCGAACCCUGUUUGACACUCGCUUCUCACUCACGAACUCUUUUACACCCAUUUUUGCGCCUCGAUCUUUCACAUCACGAUCGAGAUUCAACCAUAAUCGCGCGAUUCAUCAUGGAUCCAGAAACCCAGAAAGAUGAAGAGCAGGCGCCCAUAUACACCAUUCCUUCAAGGCGACUCGGUGCUCUUGAGCACCCAAUGAUCAUAAAAAAUCUCGACAAAGGCAUCAAGACCUUGGGUCAGAACAAUGCUUUCCAAGCCAUUCUCGACUCGGCCAGUCCCCAAAUCUCUGUGCCUCUCUACCUCAGACCAGAUAAUCCCACCGCCCGCCCUCUCACCUCCCACAACGCCCUCACCCACAAUGUCGUCCUCAAGGUCACAGUCCCUAAGCGAACAGGUCGCAAGCGCAAAAGAGGAACCGACGAUCCCUGGGAAGGUGAAGUCCUCCCUCCAUCCGACUCGUCAGAGGUCCUCUCCCGCGAUCGACUGGACCACCCAGCCAUCAUCCGCCGCAAACUGCAAGAUAAUCCCACGACCUACACCGUCACCCCAGUCGGCAUAAUCAACAACACCCACCGCUAUCGCGGCCUCGCCGACUUUCAGUACUCCCUCUCUCACUCUAAGUUCAUGAACAAGUUCGUCUCCAACGUCUUGCCGGGUGACAUCAACAAACUCAAGAACUUCUCUUUGGCUCCCGGGAUUGAAAUAGGCAAAGACAUCGAUUUGAUCCCACCCCCUUAUUUCACCCCAAUGUCGCUGCCUUUUAGUUAUGGGUACAACCAAAACCCCCACACAAAGGAACUCGCCUCUGGUGGCUCGAAACUCGUCCCAGACGGGGUAGACGACAACUCUGACGAGGACGAUGAAUACGCCCGUGUGGUCAACGUCACAGCCCGCGGCCCAGCAGCGGGUUACUUCAUCGCCCAGGAUGAAUACCCUGUGCCCACGGCACCCAAAAAACAACCCGAUAUGACGGACCCCCAAAUCGCCGCGAUUAUUAAUGAAAUGUGUGCUGCCAUGGAGGAGAGACCAAUCUGGACACGCAGGUCGAUGUGGAAUCGGCUUGGUGCCAAAUUCGCGGAACUACCCAAGAAUGGCGGGCUGGUGAGGCAUUGUCUGCAGUUUGCGGGGUAUCAGUUCAAGGGGGGCCCGUGGAGGGAUGCGCUGGUGAAGUACGGCUUGGAUCCGAGAUCUGACCCCAAGUAUAGGGUGUAUCAGACUUUGAUAUUCAAGCUGCACAAGACGAGAAUUGGGAGCGUGGGACGGAGCUGGCAGGCGGUGAGGAGGAAUGAGAUUUCGGUGACGAAUUUUGGGAGGUACUGGAGGGAGUUGGGGGUGGGCAAUGGGGCUCCGAGGAUGGGUGGGAGGGUGGAUGAGGCGUUGUUGAGGACGCAUGUGUUUGACGGGGAGAGUUUCAGCACGGAUGGGAAGGUGUGGCAGGUGAUUGAUAUUACUGACCCGCUGCUGAAGAGCUUGUUUGAGGGGGCCGAGGUGAGGCAGGUUUGUGAUAAUGAGGUUAGUGGCUUCUAUCACCGGGUUUUGUGGUCGGUGGCGAAGGCGAUUAUGAAGACGAAGAUGUUGGCGGUGAGGUUCAACCGGGAGUUGAGGGAUGAGGACUUUUCGGCGGCGUUGGAGGCGGUUAGGGGCCCUGAAAACGGCGGCGAUGGGGGUGGGGGUAGGAGUAUUGGGAUCAGUUUGCCGGAUUUGAACCUGAGCCCGGAGGAGUGUGAGCAGUUGAGGGGGCACAAGAUGAGGCCGGGGGUGAAGCAGGGGACGAAGAGGGAUCGGUGGGCGGAGAAGAAGAAGAAGACGCAUUAUCGGGUGAGGAUCCCGUUGAAGGAUGUGGAGGAGAAGGAGGCGAGGAAGAUGAUUUGGUUGUUGACUAGGCAUGAGAAGAAAUCGGAGGACGAAGGGGGGGUUAUUGACCCCGCUUUGGCUGGGGUUGGGGUCGAGGUUGUGGGGGGUAAGGAGAGUUCUGCUUCCACGGCUGACAAGGAGAUACAAAAAGUUGCAGAGAAACCAGACGGUGUUAUGCCGAGCAUCGAGGGCGCUGGCGAAGAGGAAGAAGAUGAUGAUGAAGACGGUGUACUCCAAGACAUCCUCGACGACAUGGAAGAAGACGAGGAAGGCAGUAGCACCAGUGACAGUGAAGAGGAAGAAAACGAAGGCGAAGAAGAAGAAGAGAGUCUUGACUCGGAGGAAGACUUGGAAGAGGAUGAAGAAGAAGACGAGGAAGAAGAGGUCGAGGAAUUCGACAGUCAACAGGUGGAUCAGAACCGCGGUAUGGCUAUACCCACCAGCAAAAAGACUGUCACUUUUGAAGACGGACUUGGUGUGGUACAAGAGGAAUUUGACUAUGAUGAGAUGGAGGAAGAGGUUGAUUACGAUGAACAGGAGGAGGGCUACGGGGAUGGCGAAGAGUUCGGGGGUUAUGAUGAGGAUGAGGAAGGGUACUAUGAUGAUGACGAAGAUGGGUAUCCAGAGGACGAGUACUAUGAUGAGGGCGGGGUGGAUCGUGCUGAUGAACCACAGCACUGAGCCGGUGGUCUACAUGAGACAGUGUAUAUAUCACAGCACAACUCAUGUAUAUGUACCUUGUAAUGAAGCAUACAUAUCAGUAUGACCCAACUGCCAACUCUGCCCAUGAUGGCCUAAAAAGAAGCAAA